Messenger RNA from Epinephelus fuscoguttatus (brown-marbled grouper), 5074 nucleotides. RefSeq names its product AFG3-like protein 1. The transcript is spliced from 16 exons. The record is from RefSeq and is a predicted model, not a curated record. Bases 136 to 2433 code for a protein of 765 amino acids. Gene Ontology annotation, molecular function: metalloendopeptidase activity; ATP hydrolysis activity; ATP binding. Gene Ontology annotation, biological process: protein-containing complex assembly; mitochondrial protein processing. NCBI's taxonomy places the organism in Eukaryota, Metazoa, Chordata, Actinopteri, Perciformes, Serranidae. Gene Ontology annotation, cellular component: m-AAA complex; membrane.
CCUCCCGUUGACAUUUCACGCUGUUACUCUUAUUCAAUAACACUUGUUGGUGCAACACGAUGAAGUUCACGAGCGGAGUUUGAACGAAAAGCUUCGUGUUUUGGACUGAAAGGUUGGGCCCGCGGCACAGGGAGGAUGUCUCAGUUGCUGAGGCUUCUCUCGGCGGCCGCCCUGCCUCUCUGCCGGGCUGGAGGAGCCCGGGCGCGGCUCUCAGCGGUGACGGCAGGACGGCUCCUCACAGCCGGAUUCCGAAGCUCCGCUGCCUCGAGCUAUUGUCGGACUCCAACAAACUUCCUGUCCUGUCGCAGAUUCCAGUCGGUUCAGCGACGACUGUACUCCACUGAACCCAAAGAUGGAAAGGGUGGAGCAGGAGGAGGAGGAAGAUCAUCAGGUGGAGGGAAGAGAGGAGGAAAAGACUGGUGGAGCCGAAUGCAAAAGGGUGACUUCCCCUGGGACGAGAAGGACUUCAGGUACUUGGCGGUCACUGUGGCUGGAGUCAGUUCAGUUCUGCUGUAUUUAUACUUCAGAGACAACGGCAGAGAGAUCAGCUGGAAGGACUUCAUCCACCGCUACGUGGCCAGGGGAAUGGUGGAGCGCUUAGAGGUCGUCAACAAACAGUAUGUCAGAGUCAUCCUGGUGCCGGGAGCCGACCCUGAUGCGAGCUAUGUCUGGUUCAACAUCGGCAGCGUCGACACGUUUGAGAGGAAUCUGGAGGCGGCGCACACGGAGCUCGGCCUGGAGCCGUCACACAGACUUGCUGUCAUCUACAGCACAGAGAGUGACGGCUCCUUCCUGAUGAGCAUGAUACCCACCCUGCUGCUGAUUGGCUUCCUGCUCUUCACCCUGCGGCGAGGACCAAUGGGAGGAGGCCCCGGCGGUGGGAGGGGCGGGCCCUUCAGUAUGAGCGAGUCCACGGCGAAGAUGAUGAAGGACAACAUUGAGGUGAAGUUCAAGGAUGUGGCUGGCUGCGAAGAGGCCAAGCUGGAGAUCUUGGAGUUCGUCAACUUCCUGAAGAACCCACAGCAGUACCAGGACCUCGGGGCCAAGAUCCCAAAGGGUGCUGUGCUGUCCGGACCUCCUGGGACAGGGAAGACUCUGCUGGCUAAAGCCACAGCCGGAGAGGCCAACGUCCCCUUCAUCACCGUCAACGGCUCCGAGUUCCUGGAGAUGUUUGUGGGCGUCGGUCCCGCCAGGGUGAGGGACAUGUUCUCCAUGGCGAGGAAGAACGCCCCCUGCAUCCUCUUCAUCGAUGAGAUCGACGCUGUGGGGAGGAAGAGGGGAGGGGGGAACUUUGGUGGUCAGAGUGAACAGGAGAACACGUUGAACCAGCUGCUGGUGGAGAUGGACGGUUUCAACACGGCGACUAACGUGGUGGUCCUGGCUGGAACCAACAGACCCGACAUCCUGGAUCCUGCUCUGAUGAGACCGGGACGCUUCGACAGACAGAUCUACAUAGGUCCUCCCGACAUCAAGGGCAGAGCGUCCAUCUUUAAAGUCCACCUGCGACCAAUCAAACUGGACCCCAACAUGGACAAAGACGUUCUGGCCAGGAAGAUGGCCGCUGCCACGCCAGGAUUCACUGGAGCUGACAUCGCUAAUGUCUGCAACGAGGCGGCACUGAUCGCUGCUCGACAUCUGAACGAGUUCGUCAACGCCAAACACUUUGAACAGGCCAUCGACCGGGUCAUCGGAGGUCUGGAGAAGAAGACUCAGGUCCUGCAGCCCACAGAGAAGAAGACUGUAGCCUAUCACGAAGCGGGUCACGCCAUCGUGGGCUGGUUCCUGCAGCACGCUGACCCGCUGCUGAAGGUGUCGAUCAUCCCGCGGGGGAAGGGUCUGGGUUACGCCCAGUACCUGCCCAGAGAGCAGUACCUGUACAGCAGAGAGCAGCUGUUCGACAGGAUGUGUAUGAUGCUCGGAGGCCGCGUGGCCGAGCAGGUCUUCUUUGGCAAGAUCACCACCGGAGCUCAGGACGACCUGAAGAAGGUCACGCAGUCCGCCUACGCUCAGGUGGUGCAGUUUGGGAUGAGUGAGAAGGUGGGACAGGUGUCGUUCGACCUGCCUCGGCAGGGUGAGAUGGUCAUGGAGAAGCCGUACAGCGAGGCCACGGCAGAGCUCAUCGACGAGGAGGUCAGGGAGCUGGUGGAGCGAGCGUACGAGAGAACGCUGGCGCUCAUCGAGGAAAAGAAGGAGCUGGUGGAGAUGGUGGGGAAGCGUCUCCUGGAUAAGGAGGUCCUGGACAAGGCGGACAUGUUGGAGCUGCUGGGCCCGCGGCCUUUCGAGGAGAAGUCUACGUACGAGGAGUUUGUGGAGGGGACAGGAAGCUUUGAGGAGGACACGAGUCUGCCAGAGGGGCUCAAAGACUGGAACCAGGAGAGAGGAGGGGAGGCGGAGGAGACGAGCCCGACUCAGGACAGACAGCAGGCCGUGUAGAGCCGCGAGACUCAGAUAAGACAAACAAACGCUUCACAUCCCAGCUGCAAAAAAAACCCAACAACCAACUCGACGCUGCCUCAGUUUCACAGACUCUGGGAGGAAAAAUGAUUCCCACAGAUUAGUGAUGCAUGCCGUCAGUUGACUUUAUUUCCCUCAGGUUAAUGAUUAAGACACUUAAAUGACUGAAUCCAUCACGGCAGAUUCAGUUUCAUCCAGUCUGUCGUCUCAACUCUCACCAUAGACUGCACUGAUUUAGAUUUUAAUUUUGCACAGACGUGGAUAUAUUUCAGUUUUGUCUGUUAAAAUUUUCUGGAUCUUUUCUGUUUCUGAACAAAAGGAGGCAAAUACAUUAUUCAAGAGCACAAAGUAUUAUUUCAAGGACACAAACGAAGUCAUUAAAGCGUAUGAAUUACUAAUCUGAGGGAGUGAUGGUCAGAAAUGUUCCUCCCGAGAUCCACCAGGCUCCGCACAACCUACAUGUGGACUGUAGUUUCACUGAGGCUGCCAUCAGUUUGUGUUUUCACCGUUCGGACAGGAAGUUGCUCCAAACUGCCUUAACACUGAUCAAACUGACAGUUUGAAAUAUUCCCCAGCAGAGUGUGAAUGAGGCACAUUUACAGCGUGUGAACACACUGACUUUUCUUUUUAUUUAUUGUAUAAAAAGGGAGUUUCGCUCCCCGACGGCUUGAAGAACUUUUCCUGCAGCUAAAUUUAAAACAUUUUUACUGGUUGAAAUAUUUUUGAGAAUUGAUGUGAAGUUAUUUUUGUUUCCUGCCAUUUUUACAUUUCAAUGAAGUUUUCUUUGAUUAACUGGCAGCACUGACACGUUUCACCCUGUGCAGUAGAGGUGGGGAAUCUCCAGAGGACCCACGAUACGAUAUUAUUGCGACAUGCUGAGUGUUGCGAUACAAUAAAUUCUGAUAUAUUGCAAUUUUUUCCAACUGCAAUUUUUUUUUCUCCCAAAGAAACACUUAACUUUAUUUGAUGAGGUAAAAUUUUUCAGUCUGCUCAUGAACUUUAAUCAUUUUUGUAGCAGCUCAAUGUGACACAGAGCAGACGACCGACCAACACUGUCAUAACACCUGUCAGAAAUACUGCAGUCACCUGACAGACUGAACUGUGGGCAGAUUUAACGCCCUCUGAGAGGCCAGAUUAAGCAGGUAUGUGACAGACCUCACAUGCAGGUGUCCCGCUAACUGAAUGGCAGCAGCCAUGUUAGAAGUGUUGUCUGUUACAUUGUUGUGCAGCAGGUCUGCUGUGUUUGCUCCGCUGCGACUUUAGUGAGUCACGAUUCCUCAGCUCUAUGCGUCACGUCUCUGUAGAGAGACAGAGAGGUACGGCUGUAUUGGUGAAAAACGUGGGGGUGGAGUCACAUACCUGUGUUCACGUGUUUUUAACAUGUAACAAAAGCCUUGGUUCUCAACAUUGCUGUAUGGACACACAUCUUUACACAGGAAGUAGGUGAUGGACGUGUUAUUUUCUUCACUCUCUCACAGUUGAUGGUUGUGUUGAGCUAAGCGUGUCCAGUGUUGGCUGAUUUUUCCGCAGAGCAGGUUUAGCGUUAGCUUGGCCAUAGCGGCGAACGGUAGCUCUGGAUGGUGGCGUGAGGUGAGCCCUCAUCUCAGUAGUAUUUUAUUCUUGCUUGCAAAUGACAUGUGUCACAUCCAAGUCCUCCUUUCCUUCUGCCUUAAAAAAUCCAAAACAAGUCCAGACGUUUGAUUUAAACGCCGGUGAUAAAUUUCUGAUUUCUUUCUCUGGUGAACUUCCUGUCUGAGACCUCUGCUGACCUCACCAGGACAAAAACAUCAGCACCAUCUAGUGGACUGAAAAAGCAACUGAUUUUAUUAUUCUAGUACCAAAAGUUGUAUUAAAAUGUGUUUUGUAAAAAUCAAUAAUAUAUAUUGUGUAUCGAUAAAAUAUUUCCGCACCUCUACUGUUCAGCUUUACUGAGUUUGUUUUAUACAAACAACUCGAUGCUGUAAAAAGAUGAUUGUAUGGAUUUUGUGUGAUAACGACUCGACAGGAAGCUGCUACAUCACCAGCAGCCCCACUGGCUGAUGGGACACAUUAAUAAUAUCAGAUAUUAAUAUUUGAGUAUUUCUGCUGAUUCACCUCCGGUUCAGACACUGAAACAAAAAGUCAUGUCUUCAUGACUUCCGGCUUCAUUUAUCUUUUCCACCUCAACACAGUUUCACAAACUGAGGCCUCAUUUAACCUUUUAGUGUUUUUAAUCAGCAGCUCCCCUGAAGAGAGUAAAACCAAUUAAAUGAAUCUUUAUUAACAUUAGUAAGAGCCAAAAGACGCUAACCAUUCAGACACUACUGUAAACACAUGAGAGACAUUCUGUUGUUUGGUGACAAAUUCCCUUUAUUACAGCUCAGUGUAUCUCCUUGAAUAAAAUAUAAAAUACAUCAACAUGUCCUCACACGUGACACUGAGCUACUGUGUCUUUAGUUGCCGAAACAACUUCAUCAAAAUGUAAAACAACACCUGUGUAACAGAAUGUAAGUUAUUUAAUGUUGAUGUAAAACAGUGAAAAUGAGUAAAACAAAAGGUCUGUGAUUAAAAUGUGGCUAUAACAGCUCAUCUGAUUGAGUAUGACACGCUGCUCCCACAUUAAAUGCAGCUGCACACUAAA